GGUCGGCCGCUGCCCCCGGCGCCGGCGAGCGCCGCCCCGCCCCGCCCCGCCGCGCGGAGGGGAGGGGGCGGAGGCCCGGGCCUUCCCCCGCCGCCGCCGCCCCUCACGGCGGCCUCGGGCCGCGCCCGGACGGGGCCCAGGUAACCAGCCGCGCUUGGCUCCAGCUCUGCGAGGCGGCGUGCCGGGGAGCAGCUCGCCCUUUGGGAUCCAUCUGUGUGCCUCAGGUUUUACCAAGAGACAGUACAUCUAACACUUAACUUGGAUCACCUCUUGUUCAUCAGCUUGAAAAUCAUAACAGCCCCCCAAACUGACGUUUGAUCUGAAAGAAAAAGCUGUGACAAAUGGACAAUAUGUCUAUUACUAACACACCAACAAGUAAUGAUGCCUGUCUGAGCAUUGUUCACAGCUUGAUGUGCCAUCGACAAGGUGGAGAGAGCGAGACUUUCGCCAAGCGCGCAAUCGAGAGUUUAGUUAAAAAGCUGAAGGAGAAAAAAGAUGAAUUGGAUUCUCUGAUUACAGCCAUAACCACAAACGGAGCUCACCCCAGCAAGUGUGUAACAAUACAGAGAACGCUGGAUGGGAGGCUGCAGGUGGCUGGCCGCAAGGGAUUCCCUCAUGUGAUUUACGCCCGGCUUUGGAGGUGGCCCGACCUUCACAAAAACGAACUCAAGCACGUCAAAUAUUGUCAGUACGCUUUCGACUUGAAGUGUGACAGUGUCUGUGUAAACCCUUACCAUUAUGAGCGCGUCGUGUCGCCCGGCAUCGAUCUCUCGGGACUGACGCUGCAGAGCUCAGCUCCCUCCAGCAUGCUGGUGAAGGACGAGUACGUGCACGACUACGAGGGGCAGCCGUCGCUGUCGUCGGCCGAGGGCCACUCGGUGCAGACCAUCCAGCACCCGCCCAGCAACAGGGCGUCCUCGGAGCCCUACAGCGCCCCGGCCAUGCUGGCCCCCGCCGAGGCCAGCACCACCAGCACCACCAACUUCCCCAACAUUCCCGUGGCCUCCACAAGUCAACCUCCCAGUAUAUUGACAGGUAGCCAUAGUGAUGGACUCUUACAGAUUGCUUCAGGGCCCCAGCCAGGAGCUCAGCAGAAUGGGUUCACAGCCCAGCCAGCCACUUACCACCACAACAGUACCACCAGCUGGACGGGGAGCCGGACGGCCGCCUACACGCCCAGCAUCCCGCACCACCAGAACGGCCACCUGCAGCACCACCCGCCCAUGCACCCCGGACACUACUGGCCAGUUCACAAUGAACUCGCAUUCCAGCCUCCUAUCUCAAAUCAUCCUGCUCCAGAGUACUGGUGUUCCAUCGCCUACUUCGAGAUGGACGUGCAGGUCGGGGAGACGUUCAAGGUCCCCUCCAGCUGCCCCAUUGUCACCGUGGAUGGGUACGUGGAUCCUUCCGGAGGGGACCGCUUCUGCCUGGGCCAGCUGUCCAACGUGCACCGGACAGAAGCCAUCGAGAGAGCGAGGUUGCACAUAGGCAAGGGCGUGCAGCUGGAGUGCAAGGGCGAGGGCGACGUGUGGGUGCGCUGCCUGAGCGACCACGCCGUCUUCGUGCAGAGCUACUACCUGGACAGGGAGGCAGGCCGUGCCCCGGGGGAUGCUGUGCACAAGAUCUACCCCAGUGCAUACAUCAAGGUGUUCGACCUGCGCCAGUGCCACCGCCAGAUGCAGCAGCAGGCGGCCACCGCCCAGGCCGCCGCCGCCGCCCAGGCCGCCGCCGUGGCCGGCAACAUCCCCGGGCCGGGCUCCGUGGGAGGCAUCGCCCCGGCCAUCAGUCUGUCGGCCGCGGCCGGGAUCGGCGUGGACGACCUGCGGCGCCUGUGCAUCCUGAGGAUGAGCUUCGUCAAGGGCUGGGGCCCGGACUACCCGCGGCAGAGCAUCAAGGAGACGCCGUGCUGGAUCGAGAUCCACCUGCACCGCGCGCUGCAGCUGCUGGACGAGGUGCUGCACACCAUGCCCAUCGCCGACCCGCAGCCCCUGGACUGAGCCCGCCCCGCGCCGCCGGGGGCUGCCUUGUAAAAUACGGUUCUGUUUAUAACCUGGAGAUAUAUUUUACUUUCCUUCUGCUUAAUCUUCUAAAAACAGGUUUUAAAAAUGUGUUUGCCGCCUUGCUCUUAGCAGAAAAGCAUCUGAACGCGCGGGAUUUGGAUUUCAGUUAUUUCCAGAACUCGGUAGUCAUAAAUACAGGGCCUGAAGUGGAAGGGAAAUGCUUUAUAGAGACUUCACAGUGUUGGGUUUGUUCCCUUUGAAACUCUCCUUCCCUAUGGUGGCAUCUUGGUGAUCAGCCUCACGGGAGCCUUUUGUAUGCAGAAUAUAUAUUAUAUAUAUAUUUAUAUCUGAAAAUUCCUUCUAGUAGUUAAAAGCAUUUACCUUGUAGCGACUUUAAAAUUCCAGCUGAUUUGUGAUAUUCUGUUUAGGGAACAGUAGUUAACAGAAGAACUUCUUUAUUUUGUUGAUGAUCAUAUUACGAUUUUUCCAGGUUAAAGCCUAGCAGCUGCCAAAAAGUGAGGGGAUGACACAUACGUUGUUGGCAUUGAUCAAAAAAUUCUUUUAGUUUUUCGAAAACAAAAACGCAUCCUAGAUUUUUAUUUAUGUUACCACGUGAGUUUUAAAACACUACAGGAGAAACACUUUCAGUGCUGGCACUCGGUUUGAGGCGGAGCACCCGGCCUGCAACCUCGCCACUGAAACCGACCCGUGAGUGCCUGAUGGCAGGAAUUUCUCAGCGUUUCCAUAAUUACUGCUGACCUCUGUGGUUUCACUCGAAAACACCCCCGGCAUGUAUCAUGGGUGAAUUUGCAUGACUCUUUUUACUUGCGUGCGUCACGGAAGCGUGUCUGGUAACCCAUCGGCAUUUAGGACUGGCUUUUUGUACCUGUUCACCGUUUCCACUCAGGGCAAGAUGGCAAACCUGUUUUUAUACCUCCUGGUUAUUUUAGCCCUGUGCCAUCGGUGACCGCGUCAAGGGGCAAUGGCUGCGUGCCGGGAUGGGCUCACCCUGCAGCUCUGCCUCCCCCGGCUGCAGCACCAAGAAAAGGAU
Motacilla alba alba is the source of this 3051-nucleotide messenger RNA. It is a transcript of the gene SMAD4, whose product is annotated as SMAD family member 4. The record is from RefSeq and is a predicted model, not a curated record. Gene Ontology annotation, molecular function: DNA-binding transcription factor activity, RNA polymerase II-specific; I-SMAD binding; RNA polymerase II cis-regulatory region sequence-specific DNA binding. Lineage: Eukaryota; Metazoa; Chordata; Aves; Passeriformes; Motacillidae. Bases 342 to 1997 code for a protein of 551 amino acids. Gene Ontology annotation, cellular component: heteromeric SMAD protein complex. The transcript is spliced from 13 exons. Gene Ontology annotation, biological process: SMAD protein signal transduction; cell differentiation; transforming growth factor beta receptor signaling pathway.